Messenger RNA from Pomacea canaliculata, 4855 nucleotides. RefSeq names its product LON peptidase N-terminal domain and RING finger protein 1-like. Bases 85 to 2157 code for a protein of 690 amino acids. Lineage: Eukaryota; Metazoa; Mollusca; Gastropoda; Architaenioglossa; Ampullariidae. The record is from RefSeq and is a predicted model, not a curated record. The transcript has 8 exons. Gene Ontology annotation, molecular function: protein binding.
AUCUUUAUGUAACUCCCGAGUUUUGUAAGGGGGGAAGAUAUGGUCCUGUCAAAGGUGUAGGCGACACUUGGGCUGCAUUACAGGAUGGUGGAUCUUGCUCAUCAGGCCUUCAGUGCUAAUAACUUUGAUCUUGCGGUAGAUAUUUAUGAGAGAGCCAUAAAGGAAAAUGGUCCUCAGACGGACUUGUAUCUGGGUCUAGCAGACAGCUUCGCCAGGGGCGGUCAGUUCAGCAAAGCCUUCGAGUCGUACACCAAAGCCUUUCGGACAGGGAAAGUUAGCCCUGGGAGAUUAAAACAUUUGGUCACAGCUUUGAUCAACAACGUCAACAGUGAUUCGGCGAACAGCUCUAACACAGGAUCGAUGAAAAAGUGCUACAUGUUUACUUGCGUAUUGUGUCGAGGACUUCUUAACGACCCGCUUACCAUCCCAUGCGGUCAUUCUUUCUGUCGGACAUGUUUAGAAAAAGAGAAAAGUAAUACUUGUAAGGUGUGUGGCGUCGAUCACUAUGGACUCAAACUGGCGAGCAUUAAAACAAACGUAGUUCUUUCAUCUGUGAUCUGUAAAUGGUUCGAGAAGGAAAGCAAGGCUGCGAAACUGAAAGCUGAAGGGAACGCAUUCUUCGAGCGUCAAGAUUUCAAAAGUGCAAUCAAGGCAUACAGUGAGGCUCUCACAUUGUGCAAUACCGACCAUCUGUCUCUGAGCAAUCGAUCUCAUGCUUUCGCUACCAUCGACCAGUUUGAAGAUGCUCUGGCAGAUGCUGAAAAUGUUGUAAAGUUACGUCCUGAUUGGCCCAAAGGUUUUUUCCGCAAGGGCAUAGCACUAUAUGGCAUUGGCCGUUAUGAAGAUGCAGUUGUUGCCUUUCUGCAGUGCCUUGCACUGGACAAACAUGUUAUGCCAGCAAGAGAGGGUCUCUCCAAAUCUUUGCACAAAAUACUCUCUAAGCUACCCCCAGAUGAUCCAAAAAGCCUCGAGCGACAGAAGGAUCACAAUCCAUCUGUGUUCCAGACUCUGCUUAGUAACAAUUUUAACAUGGCUGCUUUUCUGCCCCACUUCACAUCAAACACAUUUGAUGAACUGCGCUGUAUUGUGGAGGAUACUAUUAGGGUGGCAGCCAACUCAGACCAGACCAGAGUGAACUCUGCUGAUCUGAGAAAGAAUGACGACAAAGAUAAAAACAACAGUCUUAUGGAGAAACCACAAAAGUCUGGAUUUGGGAUGGAUGAAAAAGAAAUCUGCAGCAGCUUGGUGAACUUGGAUGACUUUGAGUGUGCCCUUUGCUAUCGGCUGUUUUACCAGCCAGUCACAACACCUUGUGGACAUGUCUUUUGCCGUGCUUGUCUUGACCGCUGUCUCGAUCAUCAAACGAUAUGUCCCAUGUGCAAAAGUUCUUUGUCUGAUUAUUUGGCAGAGAGGCGCCAGGCUGUGACAGAAGCCAUUCAGACCAUCCUACAAACCUAUUUUGAUAAAGACCUUGCUGAGCGCCAGAAGAUGCAUGAAGAAGAAGUAACAGAACUGGCCCACAACCAGCAUGAAAUUCCGGUCUUUGUAUGUGCCAUGAGCUUUCCAACAAUACCAUGCCCUUUGCACAUCUUUGAACCACGUUAUCGGCUGAUGAUGAGACAGUGCAUGGAGUCAGGGACUCGUCAGUUUGGCAUGUGUAUUCCAGUAUCCCAGACUGAAGGAGAGUUUUCCGACUUCGGCUGUAUGCUAGAAAUUCGUGAUGUACACUUCUUCCCAGAUGGAAGAUCUGUGGUAGACACCAUUGGUGGACGCCGCUUCAGAGUGGUUAGUCGGGGCAAGAGAGAUGGGUACAACACAGCCCGGGUAGAGUUUUUGGCAGAUCGGAUGUUAGCAGAAGAAGAAGCAGAUGAAGUGAAGGCUCUGCAAGAUAAUGUGUAUGCCCAGUUACAAACCUGGCUGAAUACUGUCCCUUCAACUCACAGAAACUGCAUUACACAACAUUUUGGCAGUUUGCCUGCCAUCGACCCUAACUUCGCUGACUCACCAAAUGGCCCUGCCUGGGUAUGGUGGGCAGUGGCUGUCUUGCCAAUGGAUGCUCGGGUACAAUUAACCAUGUUGGCAUUGACAUCCCUGAAAGAGCGACUGGUAGCCCUUCAGAAAGUCCUGCACUACCUCACAAGUCGUCGAGGAAGAUGACUAUCCAUCAUCAUGUAUCUGUCUAGCAAGUGUUCUGACCAUCUAGGAGGACCUGCAGGUUCUCUUGUCAUGCAGGUUGUUGUUCUGUUAGCACUGGCGUGGGUGUGGAUCUCUUUGUGCUAGGGCACAAGAUGACACAGACAUCCUAAAGAAGUCUGAAAGAAGCUUUCAGGUAUUUUUUCCUCUUAAUUUACUCCCUAUCCCUACUUAGACUUUUAUGGUCUGUCAGUAUUUAGCCAUUUUUAAUUUUGUCAUUGAAAAUGUAGACUUUAUUGCAAUGGUGAAUUUAAUCUUGCUUUAUUUUUGAUUAUUCUGUAUUAUACAUUUAUUUAUUUAAAAGGUUUAUUUACCUUGUGUGGCUGUGACACUUUUCCAAAGCUUAGCUAGACAUUUGAAAGCCUGAAGGAGGAUGAAAAGAAUUCAGCAUAGAUGUGAAUAUGGGUGAAAACCCUACCCGGUGGAAUAUAAGAUUGAAGUGCACAUCCGAUAGUUUUAUUUGGAGGAGUUGUAUAGUGUGUGUUUCUUGAAUUUUUUUAAUUUAGGAUUUGUUCUGCUUGUUGACACAAAAGAUAUCAUGCAAAGGGUUACGUAUAUACUCAAUAUUUGUUUUGAAUCAUUUUAGCUAUGCAGAUUUUGUGUAAUGUCCCAGAUUUUGUAUAACUAAAUUCUAGAUUUUGAACAGAAUGUGUCUGUUGCACGUACAAUUGUGUGUAUUGUACCCUAAUUCAUAAACAUGUUGGAAGUGGGUAUACAGGAGAAAUUUGAAUCUUGAUUAUUUGCUAGCUUAUGAUCCCAGUGGUCCAUAAAUGGCAAACACAUAAAACCUCAUUGCAUGUUUUUUGCACUUUGAGUAAUGAGUAACUGGCACAGAUUUCAACAUUCUGUAUUUUUCCUUCAGGUGUGGUAUCAAAGGAGGUUUUUUUUAAAAAUAUUUUCAAAAAUUUGUUAUUAGUUUUCUCCUGUCAGUCCUAUGUCAUCAGGUUUUUCUAAGAAAUGUGUGAUGUAUUUUUCUACUCGCCAACAGCUGUUACACAUUUUUAAAAAUAAAUGUAUUAAAACCAUGACCUGAGUUUUUUCCCUAGCACUGAAAUUUCAGUUCUUUAUUGCUUUGCUCUGAAACAAUGAUACUCUUUUCUUUUGUUAAUUGAUAAAGAAAGAGACUCAGUGUCACAACGAGACAAAUGACUGACAGAGUCUAAAACCACAUAUAUAACAUUUAUAUUUUGUGAAAUUUGAUGAAAAUCCACUGAAGCAUCUAUAAGGCUUUGGCACACAUGCACAAGAUAAGAGUGGAACUCAAAGAUUAACUUGAUGAAGUGAGAAAAAGGAUGCUGUUAACAUCUCAGGUGAAAAAUGCAGCACAUUUUGCUUAGUUGUUUAUUUUUCAUGAUUUUAAAACCUAAAUGUAUCUUUAAUCCAUUUUUCAGGAAUCUACAUGUCACUGUCUAGUCCUCCUAGCCACAUAUUUGUAAAUAAUUUAAAAACUUACAUCACUCAGGUCCCUGUAAUCCAGGACAUUUUACAGCUUACAUAAAUGUUUCUUUGAUAAUUAUAUAUUUUAAAGAAAGAAGGAAAAUACUUCAUAGCAUUCAGGUGUUGUUUCUUGUCAGCUUGACUGAGUCACUUUGCUAAUUUGUUUAAAUUUAUGCUUUCUUCCAUUUAUGGGUUUCCAUUUAAAUGGAUUUGUAGCUGUUACAUUAAAAGGUUAACCAUGUAUCUGUUCCUGCACUUUUUUGUCUUUAUUGGGUAUUGUGUAAUCUAUGCAUACCAUAGUAGAGCUAACAUCUUUGAAAACCAGGAUUUGAAAACCAGUAGCCCAGUGACAUAAAAUUACUUUUUCAGUGCACUUACAUAAGUCACAAGUAUUCUAUAAUGAACACAUGUUCAACCCAUUAUCUGUCUUUAGACAUUUCAGUCAAAAUUCAGAUGCAAGCCUCAGUAUAAAAUAAAUGUUGGCAGUAGAUAUCCCUUAUUGUAAUGGGAGUCUUGCAAAAUACUACCAUCUUAGGGUUAAAAAGAACGUCUUAAAAAUUGUUGUAGUUGUCUGUGAUCAGUUCAGCAAUCUUCUGAUGCUUUGAAAAGAGCUCAUUUGAACAGAUUUUUGUACCAGCCAAAGGUGAUGGCAACUGUGCAAGGCACAUGUAGAUUAUAGCAGGAGUCUUCUGUCACUUCUUGAGAAUUUAGAUUCACUAUUCUCUUGCAUUAAAAAGAAAUUGAUGGUCCUCAGUAGAUAUUUAUGUCAAUAUUUUCAUGUCAUUGUAAUGGGUUAAAAAUGGAGUUUGCCUAACUUUUAAAAUGUUUUAUUUCCCUUUUAUCUGUGUAAAUACUUAGAUUCGACAUGUUCUGUAGCCCUGUAAAAAGACCAUACCACAGAUUUGUCUGAUCCCCUUUUGAUGGUCAUCUUAUUUAUUAACUUUAUUAUUAUUAUUUAUUUCAAUAGGGUACAAACAUAAAAGGAAGACUAUGUUAUGACACUGUCAGGUGUCUUUGCCAGCAGUGUUUACAUCAGGCCUUUCUCAGCAUCCUGUGUUGUAAAACCAGUAAUAUGAAACUUGCAAAUCGUAAACGUUUGUGUCAAUGUAAACAGAAAUGUUUUGGAAAUCUGCAUAUCUGAGGUUCCCCACCACACCCUUCAUGAAAUCAUUAUAAAAAUUUUGUAUGAGUAGUUAAAAAAAAUAAAUGCAUUGAAACGUUACCC